This is a messenger RNA of Apis florea (little honeybee), 2788 nucleotides long. Its product is annotated as brother of odd with entrails limited. NCBI's taxonomy places the organism in Eukaryota, Metazoa, Arthropoda, Insecta, Hymenoptera, Apidae. The record is from RefSeq and is a predicted model, not a curated record. Gene Ontology annotation, molecular function: DNA-binding transcription factor activity, RNA polymerase II-specific; RNA polymerase II transcription regulatory region sequence-specific DNA binding. Gene Ontology annotation, biological process: embryonic hindgut morphogenesis; embryonic pattern specification; embryo development. Gene Ontology annotation, cellular component: nucleus.
CCAUCGGACUCUGUCGCACCGUGGUCGGGCCAGGAGCGAGGCAGUCGGCGCACAGCAUCCAGCAGCAGCGCUACUAGCGGCAGCCGAACGGAAAGACUCCCAGGCAAGUCGUGGCCGGUUAUUUGUGUGCUCGCGUACGUGUGAACUAUGCGUGUGCCUCAGCUGCGUGGGUGUGCGCCGAGGUAGCCUACCUGGCGGCGUCCAACACGCAGUAAACCGCGCGCUCCUUCGUAUCCACAAUCGUGAAACCGAAGGGACGGGUGUCGCGUCUCUAUGCUCGUCAACCGCGAUUUUAUAACUUUUCCGUAUUAACCUCGCCUCGAGGUGUUGCGCCAAGAUUUCUCUUGAAAGAGAGCAGUGUUUCUCGCUAGGGUGUCGUGAAGAGUUGUUCGAAGAGUUCGUGUUUCGCGAGUGCGUGCGGAUUCCAAAAUUCGUGUACCCCUCUCGUCAAGUUGGCUCACAAGUGUAUCGUGUAUGUGUGAUUACGCGAGUGCUAGUGGAUGGUUUCGUGAUAAAACGACCGAAAUACGAACAGUGGUAUCGUUCGUGAAAGCGACUCGAUGUAGCCUGUACUGGUGUCGCGACGAAUGCUUCCGCCAGCGAUCGCUGAACAGGAUCACACGUCGGAGAUGCGACGGUGGACCGAUAUCGGUGGAGAGUAAACGCGAGAUCGGGAAGUGUUCUCGACGGUCGACGUUUCCCUGGUGUCAUCGGUAUGCCGACGGACAUCGUGGCGUCGUCGGCCUCGGCCUCGGCCACGGUCACGGAGGAGACGAGCAGAGGUCGAGAGCUGAGCCUUGGGCCGUCACCAAGGUCGGCUCCCUCUUCGACGGGCGCAUCAUCCUCAGGAUCAGCGGCGCAGUCGACCUCGAGAGGCUUCGACCCGUCUAGCGCUUUGGCCGCUUAUCACCAUCAUCGACAUGGUCUGGUCGCUGGAUUGGGCCAUCCUCAUCAUCGCGAAUCCUCCGCAUUUGUGCCCGUGGUACCUUCCAGGCUACACUUGGCACCAUAUCCAGGCGACAUGCAUCCUCACCUGACCGGUCCUCCACCGUCCUCGUCGACCACGUCGAAUCCGGACCACGAGGUCGGUGCAGAACCAUCCGUCCCGAGAAAAUCCUCGUCCAGUUACGAGAUCAUGGCUAUGAUGGCGGACAAGAGGAAGGAACUGGCGGCAAGAGCUCUCUUGCUUCCUCCACCGCCUCUGCUCGAGCCACCGCCUGGUUAUCCGGUAUUCGCUGGCCCUUUCCCGACUGGGUCGGCGCUCUAUCCACCUGGUGGACCCCUCGCGCAUCAACACUUGGAUAGGAGGUUGCUCAGAGCGCCGGGAAGGGCAUCCAGACCUAAGAAACAGUUUAUCUGUAAAUUCUGUAAUCGACAAUUUACGAAAUCGUACAAUUUGUUGAUUCAUGAAAGGACGCAUACGGAUGAGAGGCCGUAUUCCUGUGACAUUUGCGGCAAGGCUUUCAGAAGGCAGGAUCAUCUUCGAGAUCAUAGGUACAUCCACAGCAAAGAGAAGCCCUUCAAAUGCGGCGAGUGCGGCAAGGGUUUCUGCCAGAGCCGUACCCUGGCCGUGCACAAGAUUCUCCACAUGGAGGAAUCGCCCCACAAAUGUCCCGUGUGCGCUCGAAGCUUUAACCAACGCAGCAAUCUGAAAACCCACCUUCUCACGCACACAGAUCACAAGCCGUACGAGUGUACCUCCUGUGGCAAAGUGUUCCGCCGGAAUUGCGACCUAAGGAGACACGCGUUGACGCAUGCAGUCGGUGAUGUGCCACCAGAGGCCCUCGAGGAGGCGCUCAGAGACGACGACAGCCCGGAAGAGGAUUGUCCGGAGCCUGGCUCGUCGUCCUCGGCGUCCACGGUCAAUUCAGCGUUACCAUCCUCGGGCACGAACGCUUCUUACCCUCCUCAAGCCUCGUCGGGACCGCCGCAACCGCCUCCACCUCCAACUUCAUCGUCCACUCUUCCUCAGAGACCUCAACUACAAAUCAGAAGAGAUCUACUUCCAACUACCGUGAAACCGUCCACUGUGACCAGCAGUGGAAGUGGCGGCCACUCCGUCGUUCAGAAUCCUCCAGGCGCAUUACCACCCCCGCCCCCGUUAAUCCUGACUUCCUACAGACGAAGAAUAGGCUCGCCAGGGCCAUCCAGGGUGCUCCUGGAGCUGCAAGAACGCGAGAGGGAGCGAGAACGUGACAUCGAGCAAAGCAGAGAGAGGGAGCGCGAGAGGGAAAGGGAGGAGGAGGUAUCACGACCACCCAGAGCACCCACCCCUCAACCACCACCCCCACCCAGACCUGCUCCUGCCAGGCAAGGAUUCACUAUAGCGGAUAUUAUGCGCCGGUAGAGGGGGAAUCUGUUUUAUCGGUGAAUACCAAAUGAUCGUCUGCUGUGAAAUUCGAUUGGGUUAGGACUGUUUUUAUUGAGCCGUAAGUGAGAUCGUUAUUUGGACGUCAUUUGGAAUAUGGUUCAAGUGAUCGAUUAUUCUUUCGGGAAGGAACUAUUUUCGUAGUUUGGAUGUGGGCGGUGAAAGAUGGAGUGUGGAUAGAAUUUGUACGUGUGAGAUUUUUUUUUUUUGUUGCUGCAAUUCUGGAAGGACGAUGACACAAUUGAAUCGGCGAUGAGCCAUAUUCAUGGUUGAAGUAAAAAUAAGAUACAUUGGGAUGAUUCUAAUUAAUUCAAAGUUUAUUUUAUAGCUGUGCCAUUAUUCUUCCAGACAUGUUGAUAUUCUCUCCGUUUGAAAGAAUUUGCAAUAAAUUUGUUACAUUUUUUUUAUUUCUCUUAUUAU